Messenger RNA from Coffea eugenioides, 2165 nucleotides. RefSeq names its product arogenate dehydratase/prephenate dehydratase 1, chloroplastic-like. The record is from RefSeq and is a predicted model, not a curated record. Gene Ontology annotation, biological process: L-phenylalanine biosynthetic process. Gene Ontology annotation, cellular component: cytoplasm; chloroplast. Bases 422 to 1597 code for a protein of 391 amino acids. NCBI's taxonomy places the organism in Eukaryota, Viridiplantae, Streptophyta, Magnoliopsida, Gentianales, Rubiaceae. Gene Ontology annotation, molecular function: prephenate dehydratase activity; arogenate dehydratase activity. The transcript is spliced from 12 exons.
CAAAACGUAAACAGCCCAUGUCACCUAACUCUUGUCGGAAUUUCCUACCAAAAAUACCACUUCAAUACCUUGUAACCAUAACUGCUCAAACGGUCAAAUUUAGAUUCCACAAAGUCAAGUGUUUAAAAUCCUUAAUCAAGAAUCUUGUCAAACUUCUAAUUCAAGCCAAAACCACCAACCAAGUAGUCCUAUUAUAUUUCACGUUAAUCUGGUACAAAAAAGACCCCUUCACCUAAUUUUCUUGGUGAUGCAUAUUUAUAUAAUGCAGCCCAAUUCCAUCAACCCUUCAAUUCAUUGUGUCAUACUUUCAUAAGAAACUUCUUUCUUUUCUUGGAUUGAUAAAAUAUUUUGGUUCUAUUGUUGGUCUUUCUUUUCUUGGAUUGGUAAAAUUUUUUUGUUAUAUUGUUGGUUUGAUGGUUUGAUGGCUGUCAAGAAUUUAAUUAACUUGGGGUGUUUGUUUCCUCAAGUGGGAUGUGCACAGUUUAGUGAAAAGCCCAGUGUAUAUGCUUGUUUAGGCUUGAAAUGUAGUGAAUUUAUUGGGUUUUCAGGAAAUCAUGCAAUAAGGUGUCUUGGAGAUCAGAAUUCUUCUUCCAAUUCAGCUUCUGAAUUGCCAAGUGUGGUUGAUAACAGAGAAAGCAGCUUGGCUAACAAAUUGCAGAAGGAUUUGAGCUCUUUACCAAGACCAUUAUCUGUCUCUGACUUUUCUACUUUUCCAAGUCAUGGUUCGAAGGUGCGGGUAUCUUUUAAGGGAGAGCCUGGUUCAUAUAGUGAAGAUGCAGCACUGAAAGCUUAUCCACAAUGCGAAACUGUUCCUUGUAAUGAGUUUGAAGAUGCUUUUAAGGCAGUUGAAUUAUGGAUCGCUGAUAGAGCAGUUCUCCCGAUUGAAAAUUCUUUAAGUGGAAGUAUUCAUCGAAACUAUGACUUGCUCCUUCGUCAUAGACUACAUAUUGUGGGUGAGGUUCAGUUGCCUGUAAAUUUUUGCCUUCUAGCACUACCAGGCAUCCCACUGGAGCGGUUAAAACGUGUCCUAAGCCAUCCGCAGGCACUUGCACAAAGCGAUAAUUUUCUCAGCAAGUUAGGCGUUGUCAGAGAAAAUUUUGAAGACACUGCUGGUGCUGCUCAGCUUGUAGUUUCAAAGAGAAUGUUUGAUGCUGGUGUCAUUGCAACUGCUCGAGCUGCAGAAAUCUAUGGACUCAAUAUAGUUGCCAAAGCAAUUCAGGAUGAACCAGAUAACUUUACACGCUUUAUUAUACUUGCAAGAGAUCCUAUAAUUCCAAGGACAGACAAGGCUUUUAAGACAAGUAUUGUAUUUACUUUAGAGGAAGGCCCAGGAGUAAUAUUCAAAGCCUUAGCAGUGUUUGCACUGAGGGAUAUUAACUUGACAAAGAUUGAAAGUCGCCCCCAAAGAAAGCAACCACUGAGAGUAGUUGAUGACUCCAAUAAUGGAACUGCCAAGUAUUUUGAUUAUCUGUUCUAUAUUGACUUUGAGGCAUCUAUGGCAGAAUCUCGUGCACAAAAUGCUUUAGGUCAUUUGCAGCAGGACUUUGCAACAUUUCUUCGUAUACUUGGAAGUUAUCCCAUAGACGCUGCUGCUUAGUUAGAUGCCAAAUGAAUAAUUUGUUCUGAUCCAGUGACCGGUGAAAGGCUGCGUUUUGUGCAUUUUGUUGUAAAGAUGAUGGCUUCUGAAAACUCGUUGGAUUUGCAUGCAUCAGCCAGGGGAGUAAUUUACAACAUUGGAGUCAAUGUUUGGAACAGCUGGAAUUUCUUUUGCAAGAAGGGAGUGGUGAAUUGCAGCAUAGAAAUUGUAGGCAUCCAAGUCCUUCUCUGUACUGGAAUGGCAACCGCCCCGUCCUUCCCUACAUCAUCAUCAGCUACAUACAAUUCAACAAGUUGUCUGCAGAUCUUUCUGUUAUUUUAUGGGAGGGAUUUAAUUUGGGUACAGUUGAGAUGCAUACCUGCAGCAUCUAGUUUUCCUCCACAGCUCUACCAAUCCCCUAUACCCAGCGGAGAUCUUUGCAUUCUUGAUUCAUUAGUUGAAGCUGGAAGAAAAUCAUGAAUUGCUCUUAGUCGUUUUGAGUGCUUUCUUUCUACUGCUACACUGAAAAGUACUCUCAGCCAAGGCCAUACUUUAAUAAUCACAUAUAAUCAAAAGCACUUUUGAUCUA